Gaeumannomyces tritici R3-111a-1 is the source of this 1832-nucleotide messenger RNA. RefSeq lists its product as hypothetical. The record is from RefSeq and is a predicted model, not a curated record. Lineage: Eukaryota; Fungi; Ascomycota; Sordariomycetes; Magnaporthales; Magnaporthaceae. The transcript has a single exon. Gene Ontology annotation, biological process: protein polyubiquitination. Bases 130 to 1695 code for a protein of 521 amino acids. Gene Ontology annotation, molecular function: ubiquitin conjugating enzyme activity. Gene Ontology annotation, cellular component: nucleus.
GAGGGAGCGUUUGCGUAUGGCCAGCCGUUCCCCUCCUUUCACUUCAUAUCAGAGAAACCACAACCCAUAUAUCCACAAAAGACAAGAAACGCAAAGCAAAGCUCUCGACACCCAUAUGCCCGAAGCUCCAUGGCCGAGACUGCCGGCCUUGUCCUCGGCGCCCUCGGCGUUGCGGGCUUGAUCAGUGUCUGCCUUGACUGCUACAACUUUGUGCAGGAUGGUCGUUCAGUCGGACAGAGCUAUGCCCAAUUCGAGGCCGACAUGAGCCACCAGUCCGUCCGCCUCUUCGCCUGGGCCAAAGCAUGCGGUUACAUGACCGUACAAGGCCCAGAUCCACGUCUUGGUGGCGAGUGGGAGCGCCACGUGAAGAUGCAGCUGAACUGCAUCGCCCUGCUUUUCCUGGACGCACAGAAGCUGACGGGGCGCUAUCACGUCGUUGAUGACUUGGCGUCCCGAUCCUCCAUCGGAUCCAGCGUGGUUGCCGCAAAUUCGCAAUUCUUCGAGGCUGGGCUCAACGACGCCCUCAGCAGCAUCCGCAAGACAAAGAAGAAAGCCGGACUUCGCGGUUUUUUUACAUUCGGGCUGAGGGACAAGAAGCGAUGUGAGGAGACGGUCCAGAACCUGGAGAAGUGUCUCACCGCGCUGGAGUUUGUGGCGCAGAACUUGGACCUGUUCCAACUGGAGAACGACAUCAUAAAACACGAGAUCGAAACAAGCACCGACGUCGACGCCCUGCAAAGCAUGGUCGUUGCCCGGCCUGGGUCGGAUCAGGCGAGCCUCAUCUCCGACGCUGCCAGCCAGCGCAUCCGUCUGCUUGAGGACGCCAUGACUGUUUCCUCUGGACCCACGAGCUGGGGUGGCGAGCGGCAGACUUUCGUCACGGCCCCGUCGCAACUAUCGCGCAUCGAGGAAGACGGCCGGGUCGGCGAACGGGUGGAAUCGGUCACCGGUGAGGGCCCCCUUCGCGACGGGCAGGAAGGAAUCACGCAGCCGGAUGUGGGCCAGAACGUGCGUAUCAUGCGCGAGCUGCUCAAGAACGGCGAGGAGGAGAAGCCCACUCCUCAUCUCGACGACAAAGGAUGGGGCGACCGCUUGAAAACGCUGAAACUCAGGGACAAGGAAGAGUUAGAAGCCUUUUCGGGGGUUGGCACCAUUUCAUCAAAACGUAUAGCCGGGGAAAUUCGGGCGUUCCUCAAGGACGACAGCCUUGCUUGGAUGUCGAUGCGAUUCUUGGAGUCUUCGGCCGCGGAGACGGUCGCCCGCAUCACUUUCGAGGGGCCUCCUCACAGCGCCUACCAAGGUGGCAUCUUCCACGCCGCCAUGACUUUCGACAGCCACUAUCCGUUUCUGCCACCAAAGCUCAGGCUUCUAACAAAGAUUUACCAUCCCAACAUCGAUGUCGAUGGAAAAGUCUGCAUGGACUCCCUUGAACGCCUGGAAGCUAGAGAUGCCGGAUGGGGCCCCCACAUGCACAUCUCGAACAUCUUGACUGGGCUCACGUCGCUACUUACAGACCCUGGCGUGGACGACCCGCUGGUCCCGGAAAUAGCACAGACCUAUGUACUGGACAGGGAGCUCUACAACCACAACGCAAGGAUGGUGACGGCGAAAUACGCUACAACCUCGCAAAGCUACCCAAGGUUUGGCGUUGGUCCAGAGCUGUUUGAGGAGGAGAAAGCGGUUGCUGCAGAGUAGGAGAAGGGGCAUGGAUGAUGUAACAUGCGGACCAUAUUGUUGCUGGGCAAAUUGAAUACAAGGCUUCUAGACUAGACCAGGAAAAAAGUUCUCCUACGUACUCUAAACACGCUACUACGCCUGAUUUUUCAAGUGGC